This is a messenger RNA of Drosophila nasuta, 2596 nucleotides long. RefSeq lists its product as uncharacterized. The coding region runs from base 59 to 1780 and encodes 573 amino acids. The record is from RefSeq and is a predicted model, not a curated record. Gene Ontology annotation, molecular function: transmembrane transporter activity. Lineage: Eukaryota; Metazoa; Arthropoda; Insecta; Diptera; Drosophilidae. The transcript has 8 exons. Gene Ontology annotation, biological process: transmembrane transport. Gene Ontology annotation, cellular component: membrane.
AACUGCGCCGUGAUCACUUAGUUAGCCAACGGCAACAGCAACGACAACGACACACAAAAUGAGCCAGCUGGAGGAGAAUUUACCCAAGCAAUUGGAGGUGACCCUUGCGAUCGCUGAGAACAACAAACAGGAUGAUUCAUCGACAGCAGCUGGCGAACAAAAUUCAAAUCCAAAUCAGCCUGCAGACUUUGAGACGGCAAUUGAUACGGCUGGAUUUGGACUGUUUAAUAUAUUGCUGCUAUUGGUGGCAAUUCCAGCGGCGAUGGGCACCGUGUAUGAGACUUCAACGAUGUCGUAUAUUCUGCCCAGUGCCGAGUGUGAUCUGCAUUUGAGUCUGCUGGACAAGGGAGUGCUGAAUGCCAUCACGUAUGCGGGCAUGAUCUCAUCGGCCGUCUUUUGGGGCUAUUUGGCCGACACAAAGGGUCGACGCAAGCUGCUCAUUUAUGGCUAUUUGGCCGAUACGAUUUGUGUGCUAGGCGGUGCGCUCAGCCAAAACGUUGUCCAACUGAUGGUGUUCAAGUAUUUAGGCGGUUUCACCAUGAGCGGACCCUUUGCCGUGCUAAUGACCUAUUUGACAGAGCUGCAUGGUCGCAAAUAUCGUCAACGCGUUAUUAUGUCGGUGGGCAUUAUGUUCUCCAUGGCAACGCUCAGUUUGCCCGGCCUAGCCAUGGGCAUUUUACCCCAACCCUGGGACAUUGACAUCUGGGGACUGUCAGUGCAUUCAUGGCAGAUUUUCGUGGCAAUCACGGCGCUGCCCAGCAUCUUGAGCUUCGUGCUGUUCCCCUUCUUUCCCGAGAGCCCCAAGUUUCUGAUGUCCCGCGGCCGCAACGCCGAGGCGCUGGAAGCGUUCCGUUUUAUCUAUGCACUGAAUACGCGACAGCCGCGCAGUGCAUUUCCCAUCAAGGAGCUGGCAAGCGAAGUGGCUGCCAAGUCAACGCCGCCCACGGACAGCAAUUUGAAGUUACCCGAGCAGCAGCAGCAGCAGCAGCAACAGCAGAAGGAAUCUGAUGUGGAGCAGGCAGCUGGCAAAGCAAAGAGCUCGUUGCGUUCGGGUCUGGUGCAGUUGCGUCCGUUGUUCGUCAAGCCGUAUUUGGGUCUGUCCCUUUGGGUCUAUUUGCUUAACUUUUGCGUACUUUUGGGUCAGAAUACGAUGCGUCUUUGGCUGCCGCAACUGUUUGCCUCCAUCAACGAGUACCAGAAGAUGAUGACUCAGACUGCGGACUCCGAAACAAGCAUUUGCAACAUCAUUGAGUAUAGCGUGAAUCGCACACAACGCCAGGUGGCCGCCUCUUUGCUGGAUGAUCCGGAUCAUGAGUGCACGGUGAAUGUGAGUCCGUCCAGUUAUACCAACAAUUUAAUUGUUGCCGCUGCCGGUUUGGUGGCUUAUAUGCUCGCCGGUUUUCUGGUCAAUCUCGUUGGCUUCAAGCGCAUCAUGUCUAUGGCCCUCUUUAUCGCCGGCUCCUGUGCCAUUGGCAUGUAUUGGUCGAGCUCAGCGGCCACCACAGUGGCGCUUGCCUCCAUCUUUGUGACAAUGGGCAGCAUUUCGGCAACGUCUGUGAUCAGCGCCUCGCUCAGCAUGUUUCCCACUGCUCUGCGCACCAUGAUUGUAUCGCUUAGCAUGAUGGUGGGUCGCAUGGGCUCCUUGCUGGGCAACAUUUUCUUUCCAGCUCUCAUGAGCUUGGGCUGUGUGCCGCCUUUUCUCAUGAUCAGCUUCUUCAUGUACUUUGCCUGUUUGUUGGCCUCAUUUUUGCCCAUGAAGAACAAGGCUGUGCUUAAGUAGUAGCAAACAAUUUCCAUAUUCAUCAGCAUUAAUCCCGAUCAAUUUCUCUCACCUCUUUGCUGCUAGAUUUAGCUAUUUUUUUUUUUUUUUUUUUUAUUGUCUCUUGUCUCUUGUGUGUUAUUAAAACUUAAUUUAUUGCAAAAGCGACCUUUGUUGGAUGAUUUAAUUUGUAUGCAAUUCCAACUGGUUGUCAAUUUCCAUAAACUUUGCUUAAUUGCAGUUGGGGCUUCCCUUGUGCAUAUAUUAACACCAAAAACGCGAAUGCCAAAGGCAAGCAGCGCCAAAGUAAAGCACCAACAGCAGCAGAAGCAGCGCCAAGCGAAAGUAGAAGGCGAAACAAAAAUGCAAAAUAAAAAAAGGAAAACACAAAACUUUCCCGCCCCAAACACACAUUGUUGUUGUUGUUGUUGUUGUUGUUGGCCAAUGGAAAAUAACGACAACAACAACGACGUCGACGACGACGACGACGACGACGAUGGCCGUGUAAUUGAGUUGAUAACUGCGAAUAACAUAGAAUGUUAAUCAGUUUUGUGCUCCAUACCUGACGCUCGCUCUGAUAGCAGCUGCGAUAGUAACGAGUAGUCUAAACUACAUUGAGUGGCUGCUGCCAACCACAAAACGGAAUGGAGAAUAUACAAAAUGUAUUUGAGGUGAACUAAAACUUUGCUUUAAGGUAAAUACGAUUAGCAAAGGAAUAGAGUAAUGCGAUCUGACAAAGUAUUUUAUACUUGCUAAGCGAGAAAGUUUGUUUUCACCGCAGUUUAAAGAGAAAUAUAUUUGUAUGUAUAUUAGCAAGUAAUUUGAGUCCAACUAGAA